AUGAGCGAUGCCGAGAUCCAGAGCCAGAUCAACGGGCUCGCGGAAAAGUACGGCGUCAACCAACGCCGGCUCAUGAUGAAGGUCGAUCUGUGUGUGAUUCCUACCAUCUGUCUGCUCUACAUCCUGGCCUUCCUCGACCGAGUCAACAUCUCCAACGCCAACGUCUACGGCAUGAGUGCAGAUUUGGGUCUUAAGGGCAACCACUUCAAUGUCGCUCUUGCUAUUUUCUUUGUUCCCUACGUGGUUGCCGAAAUACCCAGUAACUGGCUCAUGAAGAAAACCAGCCCUCACGUGUGGCUGCCAGGAUGCAUGGUGCUGUUUGGUUGCACUCUUCUAGGCCAAGGAUUUGUCAAAAACUACGGCCAGAUUCUCGCCACCCGUUUUCUGCUCGGUCUCUUCGAGGCAGGAAUGUUCCCCGGAUGCUUCUAUCUCAUUUCCAUGUGGUACCGCCGAGAAGAAUCGCAGAAACGAUACUCCUUCUUUUUCUCCUCCACCUGUCUGGCCGGAGCGUUUGGAGGUCUUAUUGCAGCCGGUAUUCACAACCUUGAUGGCCAUCGAGGCAUCGAAGCUUGGAGAUGGAUCUUCAUCAUUGAGGGAGCCUGCACCGCCUUCAUCGCCAUGCUCAUGUACUUCGUCAUUUCCGACUUCCCGGAGGACGCCAAGUUUUUGUCUGAGAACGAGCGACAGUUCAUGAAGGAAAAGCUGGCUGUUGGCACCGUGGGAGGCUCCGAAUACGACCGAGGUAUGUCCCUCAAGGACCUCAAGUUUGUCUUCACCGACUGGAAGAUCUGGAUGUCGGGAAUGAUGUACUUUGGUCUGGUGGUGCCCGCCUACGGAUACGCCUACUUUGGAACCGCCAUCGUCAAGACUCUAGGCUACUCGGAGAUCAAGACACAGUUCUACUCUGUGCCCCCCUGGGUCGCGGCAUUUGGACUGUCCAUGGGAGCCGCCAUUUUCUCUGAUCGGUUCAGACACAGAUUCUGGUUUGUCAUUGGAUCUUGUAUCGUCUGUGUGGCCGGCUUUGGUCUCAUUAUGGGAGAACACCACAAGAUUGGAACCCGAUACGGAGCCCUGUUCAUGAUCUGCGCAGGAGCAUACACUUGCAUGCCCAUGCUUGUGUGCUGGACCCAAAUGAACUUUUCAGGACAUCACCGACGAGCCAUUGCUUCGGGAUGGCAGAUUGGAUUCGGAAACAUUGCUGGUUUCAUCUCCACCUUUGUCUUCAAGACUGAAGACGCUCCUUUCUACAUGACCGGUCUCGGGUGCUGUAUUGCCUUUACUGCUCUGUCCGGAAUCCUCUCUGUUGUCUACUACUUUGGUCUGAGAGCUGCCAACAAGAAGAAGCAGAGCCCCGACUACGCUGUGGAAUUCUCACAGUGGCCUGAGGAUAAACAGAGAAUGGCCGGAGAGCUUCAUCCAAGCAUUUUCUACACUUACUAA
Molecule: messenger RNA, 1440 nt
Organism: Yarrowia lipolytica CLIB122
Lineage: Eukaryota; Fungi; Ascomycota; Dipodascomycetes; Dipodascales
Biological process (GO): transmembrane transport
Cellular component (GO): plasma membrane
Molecular function (GO): transmembrane transporter activity
Source: RefSeq, a predicted model, not a curated record